Sorex fumeus (smoky shrew) is the source of this 1083-nucleotide messenger RNA. Its product is annotated as putative gustatory receptor clone PTE01. Gene Ontology annotation, molecular function: olfactory receptor activity; G protein-coupled receptor activity. Gene Ontology annotation, cellular component: membrane. The record is from RefSeq and is a predicted model, not a curated record. Gene Ontology annotation, biological process: G protein-coupled receptor signaling pathway. The transcript has 2 exons. Lineage: Eukaryota; Metazoa; Chordata; Mammalia; Eulipotyphla; Soricidae.
AUGUCUCAUUUUUGAGCCUUUCAAUCCUCUUUUCCUCUCCUGAGGUGUCCAAGCAACGGAGGACCACAAAAUCUAACCAACGUCUCCGUUUUCUUCCUCCUGGGGCUCUCCGAUGAUCCGGACAUACAGCCCCUCCUGUUUGGGCUAUUCCUCUCCAUGUACCUGAUCGCUGUCUCUGGCAAUCUUGCACUCCUCUUGGCCGUCUGCUCAGAACCCCACCUCCACACCCCCAUGUACUUCUUCCUCUGCAACCUGUCCUUGGCUGACAUCUGUUUCGUCUCUACCACCGUCCCCAAGAUGAUUGUGAACCUCCAAAUGCACAGCAGGGCCAUCUCCUACAUGGGGUGCCUGACCCAGAUGUCCUUUCUGAUCCUUUUUGGGUGUAUGGAUGGCAUGCUCCUGACCGCCAUGGCCUAUGACCGGUUCGUGGCCAUCUGUCACCCGCUGCACUACUCAGUUAUCAUGAGCCCCGGUCUCUGUGCCCUCUUAGUUCUGGUUUCUUUCUCGGUGAGUCUGUUGGAUUCUCAACUGCACAACCUAAUCGCGCUCCAACUUACCUGUUUCAAGGAUGUGGAAAUUUCAAGUUUCUUCUGCGACCCUUCUCACCUCCUUCACCUGGCCUGUUCCGUCACCUUCACAAAUAACUUGGUCAUGUACUUUGUUGGUGCCAUCUUUGGCCUCAUUCCAACUUCGGGGAUCCUUUUCUCUUACUAUAAAAUCGUGUCCUCUAUCCUGAGAGUCCCAUCCUCUGAGGGAAGGUCCAAAGCCUUCUCCACCUGCGGCUCUCACCUGUCUGUAGUUUGCUUGUUCUAUGGGACAGCCAUUGGGGUGUACCUAGGGUCAUCCUUGGAGUCAUCUCCCAGGAAGGACAUAGUAGCCUCCAUAAUGUACACGAUGGUGGCUCCCAUGAUGAACCCCUUCAUCUAUAGCCUGAGGAACAGAGACAUCAAGAGAUCCCUCUGGAAGCUUCACAGUAGAAUCCUAGAAACUCAUAUCUUUAUAAAUGUGCAUGUUUUUUGUGUCUUUUACAAGUGGAAUCUUACAUGUUACAAUGAUUAUUCUUCUGUAUUCGUCAUAGUUUAG